AUGGUCGGCGGUGGGCAAGGGGCGUUUAUUGGCCCGGUGCACCGCAUGGCGGCUGAACUCGAUGGCCACGCAGAAUUAGUCUGCGGCGCCUUUGCCUCAGAUCCGCAGCGAUCACAAACUUCUGGUCAGGAAAUAUACCGUCUGCCGGCCCAGCGCUGCUAUCCAGACUAUGCGGCCAUGUUUGCACAGGAGCGGGCGCUGCCCGAAGACGUGCGCAUGGACUUUGUCGUGAUUGUGACCCCUAAUCAUCUGCAUGUCCCCGUCGCGCAGGCGGCCCUUGAAGCAGGUUUUCAUGUGGUUUGUGACAAGCCCAUGGCCAUGCACGCCGAUGAGGCCGGGCAACUGGCGGCCCAGGUGCGCAGCACAGACCUGAAGUUUGCGUUAACGCAUAAUUACACCGGCUAUCCGAUGAUCAGAGAGGCCCGGGAUCUGGUGUCCAGCGGUGCGCUGGGUCCUGUGCGGCGUGUCAGCUGUGCUUAUCUGCAGGGUUGGCUGGCGCAGGAUGUGCAGGACAGCAAACAGGCUCAGUGGCGAACAGAUCCCGCCCGGGCAGGUUCGGCUGGGUGUUUUGGAGACAUCGGCAGCCACGCAGAAAACCUCUUGAGUUUUGUCAGUGGCUUGGCGAUUGAAGCCGUUUGUGCAGACCUUUCAACCUUUGUCGCGGGUCGAAGCCUUGACGACGACGGUAAUGUGCUUUUGCGCCUGGGUGAUGGUGCGCGCGGCAUCAUCAGCGCAAGUCAGAUAGCAAUAGGCAAAGAAAAUGAUCUCACGCUGCAGCUUUAUGGUGAAAAAGGUGGCCUGGAGUGGCGACAGAGUGAUGCCAAUUCUCUGAUUGUUCGCUGGCCUGACAAACCCUAUGAGGUGAGGCGCAGUGGCGGACCGGGCACGGGUGCCAAUGCCCAGGCGGCAACCCGCAUUCCUGCCGGACAUCCCGAAGGCUAUAUUGAGGCGUUUGCGCAGACGUAUCGAGACUUCUGUCUGGAUCUGCGCGGUUUACCCUUUGAUGAUUAUCCUUCUAUUGAGGACGGUUUACGGGGUAACCGGUUUAUCGACGCUGUGGUAAAAAGUUCUGCUCAGGAUUGCACCUGGUUUAUGGAUGAUACAGAGCCCUUCAACAGCAUCGAUCAGAUGGCAAAAUGGGCGGCGGACAUGGGCUUUGUCGGCGUACAGGUACCGAUCGGAAAUCCGGCGUUCAUUGAUGUUGCGCUGGCUGCCGAGAGCAAAACCUAUUGUGAUGAGCUUAAAGGCCGGGUUGAGGCGCAAGGUGUGGUUAUCACCGAGUUGUCGACCCAUCUGGAAGGGCAGUUGGUAGCGGUUCAUCCGGCCUACGACGAAUUGUUUGAUGGAUUUGCCGCUCCACAUGUGCGUGGUAAUCCUGCAGCCAGAACUCAGUGGGCAAUACAACAGGUAACGUUAGCGGCGAAAGCCAGCGCGAACCUGGGCUUGACCGAACAGGUUUCUUUCUCGGGUUCUCUGCUGUGGCCGAUGAUGUAUCCAUGGCCUCAGCGUUCACCCGGAUUAGUCGAAGAGGGCUUUGCCGAACUUGCGCGCCGCUGGCGGCCGAUACUGGAUGCCCAUGAAGAAGCUGGCGUAAACGUCUGUUACGAAAUUCAUCCCAGCGAGGAUCUGCAUGACGGCAUAACGUUUGAACGAUUCCUCGAAGCGGUAGACGGGCAUAGCCGUGCCAAUAUCCUCUACGAUCCCAGCCAUUUUCUGUUGCAGCAACUCGACUAUCUGAGCUUUAUUGAUAUCUAUCAUGAGCGCAUAAAAAUGUUCCAUGUCAAAGAUGCUGAGUUUAAUCCCACCGGACGCAGUGGCAUUUACGGGGGGUAUCAGGACUGGUUGCAACGGCCAGGAAGAUUUCGUUCGUUAGGCGAUGGGCAGAUUGAUUUCAAAGCCAUAUUUUCCAAGCUGGCCGGCUACGAUUACCAGGGCUGGGCGGUGCUGGAAUGGGAGUGUUGUCUGAAACAUCAGGAAGAUGGCGCUCGUGAAGGCGCGGCGUUUAUCAGGGACCAUAUUAUUCGCGUUACAGACAAAGCGUUCGACGAUUUUGCCGCCAGCGGUACCGAUGCACAGCAGCAGAAAUACCUGCAGGACGGCUACCUCAGCGUGGAAAGCUUUGUUGAUGGCGAAUGGCUGAAGCAACUGCAGGCCGUGACCCAGGAAUUUGUAGAGGUCAGUCGUCACAUUGAAGGGAAAGACGCGCGCUUCGAUCUGGAGCCUGAUCAUAGUGCCGAUGCGCCGCGAAUCCGACGGCUUAACUCACCGGUGGAUCAACACGAAACCUACUGGGCCUUUGCCAGCAGCGGCCCGGUUGUUGAUGUUGCGCAGGACCUGCUGGGGCCCAAUGUUAAAUUCCAUCAUGCCAAGCUGAACUUCAAGUGGGGUGGCGGUGGUGAAGAAGUGAAGUGGCACCAGGAUAUACAAUUCUGGCCGCAUACAAAUUACGACGUGCUGACCAUUGGUGUUUACCUGGAUGACGUUACACCAGAAAUGGCACCCAUGGGUGUGAUUCCGGCUAGUCAUAAUGGCCCGUUGUUUGAUCUUUACGAUGAACAAGGCCACUGGACCGGCAAUAUUCGUGAUGCCGAUCUGCCAAAAAUAGAGGCUGAAAAGGCGGAAUAUCUGGGUGGCCCUGCGGGUUCGAUAACCGUGCACAAUUGCCGCAGCGUGCAUGGUUCGCCACCUAAUUUAAGUGACCGACCCAGGCCAUUGUUGCUGAUGGCGUACAGCGCUGCAGAUGCAUUGCCAAUUACCAAUCUCACCAGCGGCGGCAAACAUGCGGAGACUAUCGUUCGUGGCGAAUCCGCACGUUGGGCCAGGUUUGACCCGCGUCCAGUACUCAUGCCCCCGGACUGGUCGAAAAGUAAUUACGGCUUUGUCCCCCAUACGUUGUCGGACGACGGUGAUCCCAUUGACGUGCUGGUAGCCAAUACCCGCGCGAUCACCCCAGGUGCUGUGGUUAAUUGCCGGCCGAUUGGUGUGCUCAUGAUGAGAGAUGAAGCCGGUCAUGAUGAGAAAGUUGUGGCCGUACCUUCAACCCGGCUGACCCGUCGUUAUGAAAACGUCAAAGACAUACACGAUCUGCCCCAGAUCACAUUAGAUCAGAUAGCCCAUUUCUUUGAGCACUACAAAGACCUGGAAGAUGGCAAAUGGGUUGAAGUUGAACGCUGGGGUGGUGUGGACGAUGCCAAACGCCUGAUAAAGGGCACUGCCAUCAGGCAAAGUACCACGGACACUGUGUUCUUCGACAAAACCUUCUGCUGUACUGGCGCGAAUGGCUUCGGCGUAGUGAAAGUCUUUCACUUUCUGAUGCACUGCCUGGUUAAAGCUCAGCAGUGUAUCCAGAUCCAUUGCUGGGCGAUGGUUCUGAAUGGCUUUCAGAUCUGUGCUACACAAGCUUCUGGCGGCAUCAUCGUCACCGCUUUGAAAGGGAGAACAGUUAUGGCCAUUCGUAUUGACCCUGUCACAGGGUUGAAAAUUUUUGAUACCCGUGCCGCCAAGGCUACGGAAAAGAUAUCUGGCAAGGGAUACUCGCUGGUUGCUGAUGAAGCGCUGAAAACAUUGCCGCCGGUACCCGCAGGCGCCGUUUUUGAUGCGCAAGAACAGGCCAAAUACAAAGCUUUUAAAGAAGCGCGGGCGGGUGCCGCAGACUACAUGGCGAUGGAAGGUGAGUUCAGUCGCUAUCUGGAAGACGUGUACUCAGCUGAUCCGGUAGAACGUGAGUCACUCCACGACGAAUGUGAAAUCGUGGUAGUAGGAGCGGGCUUUGCCGGUCUGUUGUUGUGGUACAAGCUGCGCGAGGCAGGUUUCACGGAUGUGCGUUUCUGUGAAAAAGGUGGUGACGUGGGUGGUACCUGGUACUGGAAUCGAUAUCCCGGUAUAGCCUGUGAUGUUGAGUCUUACAGCUAUCUGCCGCUGCUUGAAGAGAUGGGCUAUGUGCCCUCCAUGAAAUUUGCCGCCGGCUUUGAAAUCAUGGAGUACUGCCAGUCCAUGGCAGAGAAAUUUGGUUUCUAUGACAAGUGCCUGUUUCAUACCACUGUCGAGCAAACCCAAUGGCACGAAGAUACCGCGCGCUGGAGUGUGAAAACUGAUCGCGGUGACGACAUGAAGGCGCGGUUUGUGAUUCUGGCUAACGGUAUACUUACGACGCCAAAGCUGGCAAAAAUCGAUGGUAUGGAAACGUUUCAGGGUGAUUCGUUCCAUACCUCACGUUGGGAUUACAAAAUUGAUCUUAAGGGUAAGCGCGUUGGCAUCAUUGGCACCGGAGCAACCGCGGUGCAGGCCGUGCCUGAGCUGGCUAAAACCGUUGGUGAGCUGUAUGUCUUCCAGCGUACCCCGUCAUCCAUUGACGUGCGCGAUCAGCGGGAAACCACUGAGGAAGAACGCCGAACCUGGGCCACUGAGCCGGACUGGGCAAAGAAACGUCGUGCACGGUUUGCCAGAAUUUCAGAAGGUCGCACAGCGCUGAAAGCUAACGAUGAUUAUCUGGCGGGAAAGGUAGACGAUUACAAAGAGCGAAAAUCCCAUGCAACCAGGCUUUCUGCAGAAGAGUUGGUUGAGAAACAGUUGCAGACCAAUUUCCGCAUCAUGGAACAGAUACGCGCCAGGGUAGAUGCGAUAGUGCAGGAUCCGAAAACGGCUGAGGCGCUUAAGCCCUAUUAUCCGUAUGGCUGCAAACGGCCGACGUUCCACGAUGAAUAUCUGCCUGCAUUCAAUCUGCCCCACGUGCAUCUGGUAGAUACCGCGCCAAGAGGCGUGAGUGAGAUCAAUGAACGUGGUGUGGUUCACGACGGCGUUGAAUAUCCGUUGGAUGUUCUGAUUUACGCCACCGGCUUUCAGUGGAUGGCCACAUCAACUUUUAACAUGAUUAUGGGACGUGACGGUCAAACUCUGCGGGAUAAGUGGCAGGGUCAAGGUACCAAAACCUUUCUCGGUCUGCACAGCAAAGGCUUCCCCAACCUGUUUAUUAUUUCUGGCCCCCAGGGUGGUGGCGGCAGCUUCAAUUUUACCAACGCCAUUGAAGAACAUGCCGAUUAUGUUGUGUGGAUGUUGUCGACAAUGCGUGACCGAGGUGCGCGGACUGUAGACGUGAAACAGGCGCCUGAAGAUGAAUAUGCAGAGCACUGCCGCAUGGCAGAUCAGGUCACACGGCCACUCCGUGACUGCAUAACUUAUUACAACGGCCACGGCGAAGCCGAGCCGGGAGAACCUGGAGCCCUACGUUUUCGGCUGAGCGCCAUGCGACCGGCUGCAACUGCGCUUUUCUGCCUGCUGCUGGCGGCUGGAGCAGGGCACUUAAGUGAGCCGGCUGCAGCUGCGGAUACAGAUGCGCCAAAAGCAAGCAGUUUACCCGCCGGGCUGACUGACGAUCCCCUGCUGAACUCCCGCUUUAUUCUCUACGGUGCGGGGAACAAUCGAACGCGCGCGCUACGCUGGACCAAACGCCGCGGUGACCCGGAUAUGGCGGCAGCACUUAUCCACGCGAUGCGUUUUGCCAUGCCAAAGCAGCGCGAUGAUCUGGUGCAGACGCUUCAGAGUAUUACCAAACGGCGCUAUGGUGAUAACUGGUUGCGUUGGAUGCAGUGGCUGCAGGCAAACCCGGAAACAGAACCCUUCAAGGGCUUUGACAUUUUUCUCAGUGCACUGCUGGGGAGUCUUGAUCCCGGAUUCAAAGAUUUUAUUUAUCCUGGUGUGAAACAUGCCAUUCGCCUUGAGGAAGUUGUCUGGGGCGGUGUUGGCAGUAAAGACGGUAUUCCUGCUCUGGACACACCCAGAUAUGUUCUAGCCUCUGAAGCGGACUAUCUGACGCCCCAGGAUCUUGUUUUUGGCGUCAACAUCAAUGGCGAUACGCGUGCCUACCCCCACCGCAUUAUGGAUUGGCAUGAGAUGGCCAAUGAUGUGGUCGGCGGUGUGCCUGUGGCCCUGGCUUAUUGUACGUUGUGUGGCUCCGGGAUUUUGUAUGACACGUCUGUGGCAGGCACAAACGAGUUGUUGGUCUUUGGCUCUUCUGGAUUAUUAUAUCGCUCUAACAAGCUGAUGUUUGAUCGCAAAACCAAUUCCUUGUGGAACCAGUUCACCGGUCGUCCUGUGGUAGGCGCGCGGGUUGGAUCCGGGGUUGAGCUCGUUACCUUACCGCUGGUCACCACCAGCUGGUCGAAAUGGUUGGCCAAGCAUCCGAAUACAAAAGUGCUCGACAUCAACACCGGCUUCACGCGAGAUUAUUCUGCCGGCGCGGCCUACGGCAAAUACUUCAAGAGUGCCAAGCUGAUGUUCCCGACGCUCACAGAUGAUCGCCAGCUUAAACAGAAAGAACAGGUUUUUGGAUUGCGUAUGAGUGGCGUUGAUCGUGCCUGGCCGCUGAGCGCGUUCGAAGGCGGACGGGUGAUCAACGAUCAGGUGGGGGUACUAAAACUUGUUCUGAUUGGAGAUGCACAAACCCGCACAGUGCGGGCUUACCGACGCGGUGACAACAAGUUCACUGCAUCCGUUCAUGGCGACACGGUGCUGUUGGCAGGCGAUGUACAGUGGACAAUGACGGAAGCGGCAUUGAUCAGUGUCGAGGGUGAGCUGUUAUCGCAACUGUCCGAGCGGCACAGUGCAUUGCACUUGAACCUGGACGAAUGGAUGGUCGUGUUGUUUCGCCCGGAUCGACCGGAGGUCGAUUUCCUGCGGUGGUACAACGAGCGCAAGCAGCGCUGUAUAGAGCAGAUCUGGGCCAUUGCGCUCAAAUGCAACCUGGUGGAAAUUGCCGUGGUGCUGGAGUUAGGUCUGGUACAACAGGCUGAUCGCGUCGCUUUUUAUGACAGGGCUGCUGAUGCGGAUCUCGAUCUGCAGGUUGUGGUGCUUGAUGCGCCUCGCGAAGAGCGCAUGGCGAGAGUACAAACGCGUAAUGUGGAACAGGGUGACACGUUCCAGAUGCUGGUUUCCGACGAAAUUUUUGCAAUCGCCGAUGCUGCCUGGCAGGCGCCGGAUGAUAAAGAGUUGGCGUUGCAAUCGAUUGUUAUGAUCGACACGGCCUGA
Symbiodinium pilosum is the source of this 7023-nucleotide messenger RNA. The record is from the annotation of a GenBank genome assembly. NCBI's taxonomy places the organism in Eukaryota, Dinophyceae, Suessiales, Symbiodiniaceae.